UCUCUCUCUCUCUCUCUCUCUCUCUCUCUCUCUCUCUCUCUGUGUGUUCUAUGGGUAUAAAUGAGAGUACGUGAUGAUAAUGUUCUCUCUUACAUGAGAUUCGUGUUUUUUUUAUUGAGCAGUUUUUGUCAGAGAGAGGGAAAAAGAUCUUACCAGAAAGACUAUUAGGGGAAACCUAAUCUGAACUCCCGAUUUUGUUUUUUAAAAGAGGGAAAUUUUGUUGCUAAAACUAAGCAGAUAUAAUUUGUUUCAGGGAAGGGGUUUCUGGGUUUUUUCUUCUUCUUCUUCUCUCUCUCUCUCUCUCUCUCUCUCUCUCUCUGAAUUCGGAGAAGAUGAAUGGUUCGGAUCAUGUUGAGCAAGAUUACUCCGGGUUCGUUGAAGUCGACCCGACAGGAAGAUACGGGAGGUACAAUGAAGUUCUGGGCAAAGGAGCUUCAAAGACCGUUUACAGAGCAUUUGAUGAGUAUGAAGGCAUAGAAGUGGCAUGGAACCAGGUGAAGCUCUACGAUUUCUUGCAGAGCCCCGAGGAUCUGGAGAGGCUCUACUGUGAGAUCCAUCUCCUCAAAACCCUAAAACACAGGAACAUCAUGAAAUUCUACACUUCUUGGGUCGACACCUCUAAUCGUAACAUCAACUUUGUCACUGAGAUGUUCACUUCUGGCACCUUGAGACAGUACAGGCUAAAGCACAGGAGAGUUAACAUAAGAGCAGUGAAGCAAUGGUGUAGACAGAUCUUGAGAGGGUUACACUACCUUCACAGCCAUGACCCUCCUGUUAUCCACAGAGAUCUCAAGUGUGACAACAUUUUCAUUAACGGGAACCAAGGCGAGGUUAAGAUCGGGGAUCUUGGCCUCGCUGCUAUCUUAAGAAAGUCCCACGCUGCUCAUUGUGUCGGGACACCGGAGUUCAUGGCUCCUGAAGUUUACGAAGAAGCAUAUAACGAAUUGGUUGACAUUUACUCGUUCGGAAUGUGCAUCUUGGAAAUGGUCACGUUCGAGUACCCGUAUAGCGAGUGUACUCAUCCUGCUCAGAUAUACAAGAAAGUUAUGUCGGGAAGAAAACCAGAUGCGUUGUACAAAGUGAAGGACCCUGAGGUUAGAGGGUUCAUUGAGAAAUGCCUGGCGACUGUAUCACUAAGGCUCUCGGCCCGGGAACUUUUAGAUGACCCUUUUCUUUAUAUCGACGAUGGUGAAUCCGAUUUGGGGAGAGCCCUAGACACUGGCCCGCUCGUUAGGCCGCCUUAUGUCCUCGACUACAUCAAUCCUUAUCAUAAUCAGUACUCAAAUGGCUAUUAUGGUCAUGAAUAUCAGAAUGAAUGGGCGUACAACCCAGUUGAGACCGAGACGCAUGGAAUAGAACUCUUUGAGUGUCAAAACGAAGAUCAGGAAGAAAACCCGGAUGCUGGUUUUGUCGACAUUAGCAUCAAAGGAAAGAGAAGAGACGAUGGUGGUUUGUUCUUACGCCUUAGAAUAGCCGACAAGGAAGGGCGUGUCAGGAACAUAUAUUUCCCGUUUGACAUCGUGACCGACACAGCAUUGAGCGUUGCAACAGAGAUGGUUGCGGAACUAGACAUGGAUGAUCACGAUGUGACGAAAAUAGCAAACAUGAUCGACGGGGAGAUUGCUUCUCUGGUGCCGGGAUGGAGACCGGGCCCUGAAUUCCAUGAAUCUCCCCGAUUUUCCGAGAACGCCAACAUCUGCUACAACUGCACUUCCAACCGAACAUCGAUGGGAUCUGUCAUGGAUUUCCUCAGGAGCAAUCCUGGAGCUAAUGUGAUCCAAUGCUGUAGAAACGGGUGUGGCUCUACGCACGGCCGGUUCGAGGAAAUCACUUUUGGGUUGAAACAAACCGAGGAACGUCUCCGAGAAAUCUGGGAGCAGCAGCAGCGGCAGGAAAGCCGCGAGCUUAGUUCAUUGGGGUCUGAAGGAGAAGAAGAAGAAGAAGAAGAAGAAGAGAUAGAAGAAGAAGGAGACGAGCGAUAUAAGGAGAAUUGGGUAAAUGGGUUUUCUUGCGAGACAAGCAACGCAAUUUGCCGGUUAUCUGGUUCGGGAUCGUUCUCUCUGACGCCAUCUCUGUACUGCGACGACUUGUCUGAAAACAAGGAGAAGCGGAUCGAGCAAGAACUGAGGUGGCUUAAAGCCAGGUACCAGAUAGAACUGAGGGAGAUUCAAGAUCAGCGACUCAAGAUCCGGAUGUCAGAUAACCGGGAUGAGGAGCAAUUUGACCAAGCAUGCGGAUUUUCCGGUUUGGGUCUGGUUAAAGGUGAAGGAGUUCCGGUUUGUGGGAAGCAGUCGUACGGUGAUAAAUUGCUUCCGAGAUGUCUGAAAAGGACAACUUCACUUCCGGUCGAUGCUGUUGAUGCAUCAUAAUUCAUAUUCAUAUUAGUGUAUUUUAAUUUUUUUUAUGUAUUAACGCCUUCACAUAUUAUAUAUAUAUAUUGAGAGAGAGAGAGAGAGAGAGAGAGAGAUUCCUAAACGAUAUAGAGAAACUAUUAUAAUUCUUUUUUUUUAAAAAAUUAUUUUACAAUAAUAGCCUUGGUACAGGCCAUGAAAUCUUUA
Messenger RNA from Tarenaya hassleriana, 2558 nucleotides. RefSeq names its product serine/threonine-protein kinase WNK1-like. Lineage: Eukaryota; Viridiplantae; Streptophyta; Magnoliopsida; Brassicales; Cleomaceae. The transcript is spliced from 8 exons. Gene Ontology annotation, molecular function: protein serine/threonine kinase activity; ATP binding. Bases 333 to 2369 code for a protein of 678 amino acids. Gene Ontology annotation, biological process: intracellular signal transduction; protein phosphorylation. Gene Ontology annotation, cellular component: cytoplasm. The record is from RefSeq and is a predicted model, not a curated record.